This is a messenger RNA of Echinostoma caproni, 693 nucleotides long. Lineage: Eukaryota; Metazoa; Platyhelminthes; Trematoda; Plagiorchiida; Echinostomatidae. The record is from the annotation of a GenBank genome assembly.
AUGUUAUUACUAUUGAUCUAUUUUUCAGUGGCACAGUCGGACAAAGAAGAACAACAGCUCAUGAAUAACGAACUCGUGCCAUGUACAGAAGAUCAACGAUAUUACUGUAUGAAUGGUGGCCAAUGUUACAUGUUCAAAGCCGAUCGAAAUGUUUUUCAAUGCAGAUUUGGAACAUUUACUGUCCAGACAAACGAAACUGGUGGCCAUAUUCGGUGCUUUGUUUGUCUCGACAUUCGUGAUGCUUCUGGCCCUGUCCGUGGUUUUGUGAAUGCGAAUGGGGCUUUGAGCAAUCCACUAAUCCAAGUGUCAGACGGAUCUGAUGCGCUAACACANAGACGCCCAGUGAUGCAUGAAAUGCGCUAUUUGCGACAGGAACAAAACCAAAACACCGGACGAUUACGAACACAUCGAACUUCGCUCAAUAAAGAUACACUCUUAUCCGCGGUCUUGGAGCCCGACUCCGGUGCAAUUAUUCCAUACACGACAACUCUGCAUAAGAAACCUGGUUGGAAUGUGUACGAAGAAGGUGGAUAUCCGCUGUCUGAUUUGACGCCCACGUUUGGGACCCAGAUAACGAUGCCUCCUCCAUCGAUGGAUUAUAACCUCUCUCAGCGCAGUCCACGACCCGUAGGUCGACCAGUGAUACCUCAAAUGAUUUCAUCGGUCACAGCUCAUUCGAAACCGUUCCUGUAA